AUUUCUUUCUCUUUUCUUUUCAGUUCAAUGUCUACUUUGUCAUCACCAACAACACCUACUUCACCUACUCCAAAUUUAUUCAACAUUGCACCACCACCUUGGCAUGCCUUAUUGAAAAAGAGCUAUAAUAAGAACUUUUUGUAUAUGGACGAUCCAGUAUUUAUUUCCAUGUCCAAUAUCAAACGGUCAGGUGAAAUAUCGAUGCAUUGUCUUCAGUUCCAAUCAUUUAUAGAAGACGAUGCCAGGUUUUUAAUCUUUCACAUUGCUCUCAAUGAUAACUUGAUGGGUGAUAUUAAGUCUGAUCCUAACGCGCGGUUAUGCUGGACCAUGCCGAAAUCAAAGGAAUAUUACAAGUUUAGUGGCAAAUUCUAUAUUGCUUCAUCACCUUUACAAGUCACUCGAUUUCCUCCACCAAAACCAAUCAAAAGUCAAUUAUCAGCUGCAGAAUUUUGGGAAAAAGAAAGGAAACAACAAUGGAAAUCACUAUCAGAUAAGGUCCGUGCAACUUACACUUGGCCAUCUCGUGGGGAUUGCCCUCGUGCAGGAACUGCUUCAUUCUCUUGUCAAUCAUUAAAAUAUUUUGAUGAACAAACUGGUAACAAUAAAUUGGAUAGUAAUGACAAACUUAAGAUAGUUCAUUCUAUUGCUAUGGACAAUUACUGCUUAUUAGUAUUUAAGGUGACUGAAGUGGAAUAUUUUGAUUAUAAUGGUUAUCCACCAAGACGAAAUUUAUUUUGUUUUUCUAUGAAAGACAAUAUGUGGUCAACUGUUGAAUUGAAUCCAUAAUAUAUUAUUGAAGAUAGUUUAUCAAAUAAAAAAGAUCGGAUUGCUCUUCCUUCAAAGCAAAUAGUUAAAUCUCCG
Messenger RNA from Halteromyces radiatus, 861 nucleotides. RefSeq lists its product as uncharacterized. The transcript is spliced from 4 exons. The record is from RefSeq and is a predicted model, not a curated record. Bases 28 to 786 code for a protein of 252 amino acids. Lineage: Eukaryota; Fungi; Mucoromycota; Mucoromycetes; Mucorales; Cunninghamellaceae.